Messenger RNA from Funneliformis mosseae, 777 nucleotides. Lineage: Eukaryota; Fungi; Glomeromycota; Glomeromycetes; Glomerales; Glomeraceae. The record is from the annotation of a GenBank genome assembly.
AUGGAUACCAAUGUGGCAUCGUUAGCCUCGUUAACCUCAAUAUUUAUUUAUCUACCCACGGUUCAUGCAUACAGAGAUGAGCCGGAUAAAGUGAACACUUUUUUCGACUAUUGUAUUAUGAUAUUGAUACCCGUUUUGCUUGUGGAUCUCAGUCAACAAAAAGAAUACAACGGGAACAUUGCUGUAGCCGAACAGGUUCUUACCGGGAUCUCCGGUUUGGCGCUACUAAUAUACAUGUCGGUAACAUCACAAAAUCCUUUUAUUGAUGCUGUACCAGUAAUCGCAACCAUAGUUGCGGCCGUUCUUUGGCUGUUUGCAAUUAUUUACAUAAUACGCCGUAAACGAAAGCAUUACAAAAGGUACUACGAGAUGUUGCCUCAUACAUCACCAGGUAGCUUCGAAGUUAGCUCCUUUAAAGUCACGCUAGUGUUGGUUACUCUGGUUUACAUUUUAGGCGUAACCACCUGUCUGUUCAUCAUAGCACGUUUCUGGUGGCUUCACUUUGAUGGCUUUAUAAAUGAUCGGAAAAUACCAGUCAUUAUGUCCUUAUCAUAUGCCGUUCCAGUAUACAUGCACGUUAUUUGCAAGGACUCGUUUAUUUCAAUAUGGGCUGUAGCUUUAAGCCAGCUGCCUAUACUUUACGCAGCCGAUGAUUUGAUUUUGCGUUGCUACUAUGCAUGUCUUAUCUCCUACGUAUUAAGGUGGCUCACUUGGACUAAUCGACUUAGUCCAACGGAUUAUGGACCAGAUGGAUGCCUUCUUAGAAGCCUUUUAUAG